Drosophila persimilis is the source of this 2070-nucleotide messenger RNA. RefSeq names its product L-asparaginase-like protein GL17509. The coding region runs from base 47 to 1312 and encodes 421 amino acids. Gene Ontology annotation, cellular component: lysosome. The record is from RefSeq and is a predicted model, not a curated record. Gene Ontology annotation, biological process: protein deglycosylation. NCBI's taxonomy places the organism in Eukaryota, Metazoa, Arthropoda, Insecta, Diptera, Drosophilidae. The transcript has a single exon. Gene Ontology annotation, molecular function: N4-(beta-N-acetylglucosaminyl)-L-asparaginase activity.
GCUCUCAGUCCCAGCUCAUCCCAUCCCCCAAAGCUUUCUGCCGCUGAUGAUCAGCACUUGGAACUACACGGACGCCAACCGCGAGGCAUGGACCGUGCUCCGGCAGGGCCCCCGGCGGACGCGACAGGCCGUGAUCCAGGGCUGCCUGCACUGCCAGAAUUCGAACAGCUGCGGCCGCCUUCUGGGCGGUCACAGCGCUCCCGACAGCUCCGGCGGGAUCACCCUGGAGGCGGCCCUCAUUGAUGGCGCAAACAUGGACUACGGGGCUGUGGCCGGAAUGGCAGGGAUACGCAAUGCCAUCGGAGUGGCGCACGACGUCCUGAGGUACACGAACCACUCGCUGUUGGUGGGUGAGGCUGCCGCCAGGUUCGCCGAGGCCAUGGGGCACAAGAAAGAGGUUCACUCCCUUUCGACCACUUUGGACGUCCUGCUCCCCUGGCUUCUGGGCAAAUGUCAGCCCAACUUCUGGCGGAAUGUGCGUCCGUUGGCCAACGACAGCUGCGGCACGUUCUCGCCGCUUCCCCAGGAGCAGCAGCAGCGGGAGAUGCGUCAGGAGUACCCCAUCGAGCCGGGCCACCACGAUCAGGUGGGCUUCCUGGCCCUGGACACGGAAGGCCACCUCCAUGCGGCCAGCCUCUCGAGCGGCGCGCGCUUCCGCAUCCCCGGGCGAGUGGGCGAUGCUGCUGUGCCCGGAGCCGGCAUCUAUGCCGACAACCAAGUGGGCGGCGCCCUGGCCACCGGAGACGGGGAUGUCCUGAUGCGCUUUUUGCCCGCCCUGUUGGCCGUAGAGGCCCUCCGCGCCGGACAGUCACCGGCCAGUGCCGCCGAGGCGGUGAUGCGACGCCUUCUCAGGCACCACACGGAGUUCAAUGGCGGCCUGGUGGUGGUCAGUCGACUGGGUGUCUACUCGGCGGCCUGCGCCGGUCUGGAUGAGUUCCAGUUUGUGGUUAGCGGCGAGAGCAGUGGCAGGUCCAUGCGUCGAGUAGAGGGAAUCAAAUGCUUGGAUCGCCAUGAAGUCGUAACCGGAGGACCCAGGGGAAAUUUCUAUGUAGUCUCCAAGAAGAUAUGGGCGGCCGGGGGGGAAGAUGUCUUGGUACAGCGAGUGGAGAAAAUUACGCUUAACGAAGGAGUCGAUUCCCGAGAGUUUGAGGAGGAAUACUUAGAAGACAAGGAUGCGGAAAUAGACGUGGAUGAAGGGGAGAAAGCGGAGGAGGUACGAUCCCUCUUAGACGAAUCUCCGGGAGAUCUUUUGCUCCAUCAGCUCGGCCUUGCGCCACCUUUUCCCUUCCGUUUUCCUUUUAUAUACUUUUGAGGGGAAAAAAACCUUGCCCUCUGCCGACCCCCUCUCUGCAGAGCUCGCAAUUUGUAUAACAAUUUCAGUUUUUCCAGUUUUCCAUUUUCGGGUCCUUUCGUUUUCGUUUCCCGCACUCGUAUCCCCAAUUCAUCUGCUUUGCAUAUUUCUUUGUUAUUUUUCAGUAUUAUUUUCCCUUCUUUUUCCAUUUCGGGGGUUUAGUCUCCCCACCCCCUCUGGACCGCCCCCUGCCUUGCGAUUGUGUAACGUAAUCCCCUCGUGUUGGUUUCCUUCGAAAAUCUGCUGUAAAUGUAUGCAAAUAAGUACAGUUGUGCUUUAAUUUGUGCGAGUCCCACAAACUUUUGACGGGUGUGACCUAACCAUUAAAGUUUUUCCGGGAAAGUUUUCAAUUGCGGCAAAGGAAAACGAAGGAAAAUCUGCGGGGACUGCUGUAAGCUAACUAUUUUUGACCAGUAUUACUACGAAAUAUGCUAGAUACCAGAGCUUGUACUACCACCACAAUCUACUCGUAGAAUAUCGUUCGUCAAAGCUCUUGAAGAGCUGCACUCCAUUCAAUUAAAAGCGCAAAUGUCUUACUCAGCCUUAUCUAUCACACGCCACGAUUAUAUUUUUGUGUGUCAUAAAAAUUGAUUGCAAAUAGUCGCUGCGAUCCGCGGCGAUAAGUCAAAGAUAACCCACAGGCACAGAAAAUACCAAUUGGCCGGCAAUGGGCAAUCGAAAGGCAACCAAGCAAUAGACGACAAUAAAAAAACACUAUA